Messenger RNA from Periconia digitata, 2343 nucleotides. The record is from the annotation of a GenBank genome assembly. Lineage: Eukaryota; Fungi; Ascomycota; Dothideomycetes; Pleosporales; Periconiaceae.
AACGCCACAAUGAGCAACCGCUCUAAUGGAAGUCGUGCUACCCAGACCGAAGUCGGUUCCCGGGUUCGCGGCAUGGGUUGCCACGAGAAACUCCAAGCAGCAUUAAGUUCACUGGACCAAUAUCGAGGAACUGUCGUGGCAUGCCGAUAUUACUUGCCGUCUACUCUUGCUCGUCCAGAGGACUUGGCUACCCUCAAGACGAAAAUUUACGAGGCUGUAGCCCGUGUUGUAUUGAGCCAGGGUCAUCUUCAACUUGGUGUCGCCGGCAUUGAUACUAAAAAUCCUGGUUUCAUUCGCCUUGGUAGUAUUGAUCUUCGAAAUCACGUUGUUUGGACAUCCUUGGACGAGGAAGAUGACUUCGAACACAUGCAUGAAAUAUCGAUGCAGACUCAACUCGAUUCUCGCUUCGACAAUAUUUCCACUAUACCUGGCUGGCGCAUUGUUGUCCUUCACAAACCCGGUAUGGAUUCGAUAGAAAUAUCAUACGCCUGGAAUCAUAUUCAUCAUGAUGGAAUGGGUGCAAAGAUUUUUCAUGAGAGUUUGCUUCAAAAUCUCAACGACGCGUCUGCGGAGAGCAAGGAGUCAGUGCUCACGGUCGAUGAGCAAUCAGAAAGCCGGAUUCUUCAACUGCCUGAUCCAACCGCUACUCUAGCUCCCAACCCUGAAAAGCUGUCCUCAUGGCCUAUGGCGCCGAAAAGUUUCGUAUCAGCCGUCUGGAGGCAGCUAAACCCACCGGCGGAUCUCUGCGCAACCUGGGCUCCGAUCAAACCAUCUCCUUACAAAACCAAAGUCCACAACUUGGUAAUCGACAACCGCACUGUCAAGAACUUAAUCGCUACUUGCCGAAAGCACCACACCACCAUAACCGGCCUCAUCCAUGCCCUCGUUCUCAUCUCACUUUCAAGCUCGAUUCCGAAGCACAAGGGAUUCAUGAGCAGAACCCCUUACAACCUCCGAACCAUUCUCCCGUCAAACCCACCAAAAUAUCCCUCCCUCGACCCGAAGAAGACAAUGUGCAAUUACGUGUCGGUAGUUGACCAUGACUUCGACGCCAAAACGGUCUCCGGCAUACGCUCUAGGCUUCCAGCACGGAAAGAGAAGGAAGAUACUGCUCUAACUACCGACAUGUUAGAUGAUAUAUGGGCUACCUCUGCCCGCAUUCGUCGUGAAAUAGAGGCACGUCUUGACAUGGGCAUGAAAAACGACAUGCUUGGCAUUAUGAAAGUCGUAUUAGACUGGCGAGCUCAGCAGAAGAAGGGAGCAAAAGGGAAAAGACAUUUCUCUUGGCUAAUCACCAAUAUCGGUGUGUUUGACGGCGGUGAUCAGGAACGAGAAUUGGCCAACAGGGAAAACUGGACUGUAAGACGCGGUAUGCUUGUUCUGGGUGCCGAUACGCCGGAUGCGGCGAUUCAGAUUGGGGCUAUGACGAUGAAGGGCGGUGAUAUGUGCAUGACGGGUACAUGGCAGGAUUGUGUGGUUGGUCCGGAGGUUGGGGGACGUCUGAUGCGGGAUCUGGAGAGGUGGUUUGGUGAGAUUGGAGCGGCUGCUUGAUAUCAGCAUAACGAUGCAUUUCCUAUUUUUUUUAGAGGUGUCCUCUGCGAUGUACGAUUAUAGUUUUGUUUUCCUAGUUAACAGCGCAUAAACAGCGUCCUGAUAUACUUCUUUACAUCGUGUUGGUUCCUUUCAUUCCAUGCAUAUCUAUCCGGCGAGUAAAGCUGAUUGCUUGGUUGACUAACUGAUUGUUUCCUUUGGUCUCAUAAUGUGACAAACAUAUUACUCGUGUAUUUAGGUAGCUCGUAGAUCAAUGUCCUCUGAAUAUCAUCCAUCUAAUCUACCACAUCUCAUUCCUACACAUCGUGCUAUUUAACAAUGUACAUUGGGUCCGUCUACAAUGAGGUGAUCCUUCCAUUGUGUGACAUAUUCUCAUACCGUCUCUUUGGCAAAUAUAUACAGCUAGAUCAUAUUCUUCGAGAUCGUACAUUCCCCCUAUAAACAGUACAUACACCAACAAUCCACUAAACAACCAAAUACGCGAAUUUCACAGCAAUUCAAUUAACCAAUCUCACCAUGUCGUUCCCACGAUCCUGCUUCGAAUCCGAAACCGCAUAUUUCGAUCACCUCACAGCAGACUGGAACUUCGAAGCUGGCUACGACCCUUCAAAGCAACACAUCGACAUACCGCACAUCCACAAACAAGUCCUCUCCUACUUCAUCGGUAGACAGACCUUCCGCAUCGACAGCGUUGCAUCAAUAACCUCGCUAACCAACCUCCUCAGCACAUUCCCCCUCCCAAACCCCCUCCUCUCAAUCCGGGAUAUCAAUCUCUCGCUGAUGACCCACCCG